This is a messenger RNA of Exophiala oligosperma, 2149 nucleotides long. RefSeq lists its product as uncharacterized. Gene Ontology annotation, cellular component: central plaque of spindle pole body. The transcript is spliced from 7 exons. NCBI's taxonomy places the organism in Eukaryota, Fungi, Ascomycota, Eurotiomycetes, Chaetothyriales, Herpotrichiellaceae. Gene Ontology annotation, molecular function: enzyme regulator activity; calcium ion binding. Bases 934 to 1464 code for a protein of 176 amino acids. The record is from RefSeq and is a predicted model, not a curated record. Gene Ontology annotation, biological process: spindle pole body organization.
UCCCCCGUAUUCGCCCUCGUAUUUCCUUAUCGGGGAUGGGUUGAUGAUGCGAUCCGCCAGAGCACGUGACUUGGCCUGAAGCCAGCAGCUCGUCUUGUCUUUGCUGUCAUACUCCGUACCAAAGUUCCCUCGCAUUGAGCCCCUCUUUUCAGGACACUUUGGUAUCUGGGGCGUGAACCUCAGGACUUGGAAUUUCCUCAUGCUCUGUACGGAGAACUUACGGUAAAGAUAACUCGUUACUUUACGGAAUCCCAACCUAUCUCGACCCAAAUCCACGAAUACGGGAUCGUCACUACGGAUACAAGUAACGAAUUACCCUACCAGAACUCCAUAGAGACCAACCAGUUCUUUCGGUCCUCAGCGCUCCCCCCCCGCCUUACCUUUCUUCAAUCAAUUCCAAUCCUCAUCUCCAUUUCGUUCCAUCAGUUCAACCCCCCAGAGUUUGCAGCCCACUUAAAUCACAGAAGAAAAUAAUCUGUACUCUGUCAAGGUAUCCAAGUACCUUUGAUCAUCUUACAGACUACUCCGUACAGCCCUCGACCCUCCCAGAUUCCUUUCGGCGUCACCGCAUACGUAACACAGCACGCGACGUCUUGGCGAAUCUCAAACCGCCAGCACACCAAAACCAAGACACCCAAACACACACACAUACCUACACAUCACACCCUGCAGGAACCCAACAAGCCUCUAACCAGCCAAAGACGAGCGCGUGCGCGAGAGAGAAAGCCACCCGACUCCAGAACAUCCCCCCCCCUUCCAGGCACCAGUCCACGUCUCACACAAAACGAACUCGUGUGCACUAGCCCUUCAGCCUCACCGGGCCCCUGACCUUGACUGGGGUACACUUAUCGCAGCAGCAGCGCGUGUGAUAUAUAUCUUUCGGCCUACAAUAACCUGGUUUUUGUUUCUUUUCCCCCCGCUUUCCUUUUCGCCAUGCCUCCCACAGUUCCUCAGAUCGAUACCAAGACUUCCUCCAGUGCACCCAAGCCUCGAACCACCAUGACCCCAACUUCUGCUCAACCGCUGGCCGAGGAUGAAAUCAAGGCUUUCAAGGAUGUCUUUGCAUUGUUUGACAAGGAUAACAGUGGAACCAUCACCGCCUCGGAACUGGGCGAAAUCAUGCGAUCUCUAGGCCAGAACCCAUCAGACUCUGAAUUGCAAGACAUGAUCAACGAAGUCGACAUUGACAAUUCAGGCGCCAUAGAUUUUGACGAAUUCAUCAAAAUGAUGUCGACCACCGUCAAAGCCCAUCAUUUCGCCGACGAGACCCGCGCCGCCUUCAACGUGUUCGACAAGGACGGCAGCGGCACCAUCUCGGCCGACGAGUUGCGCCAAGUCAUGAAAUCGAUUGGUGAAAACCUCACCGACGCCGAAAUCGACGAGAUGAUCCGCGAGGCCGACAAGGAUCACAAUGGCUCGAUAGAUUACGAAGAGUUUGUCCAACUCCUUUCUCCGAAGCCUUGAAAAAAAGAAAACCUUUCCCACCAUACACUUUUUGGUCCAUAUUCAAUCCCGGAUCGAUCGAUUGGCCCGGUACGACGAGCCCAGCACGGUCCGUCCCCGGGAGAUACUCACUCGUACGGGGAUGACGGACGGGACAUCUUCAGCACACGAUCCUCCCCUCUACGGGUACCACAGCUCCCUUUUUGUUUCUUAUACCCAAAUCUUGUUCGUCUUUGUCACACGACGCUUCCAUACGGAGAAUACACAAUUGAGCAUCACAUUUAUAAAACCAAUUCACACGUCAAGGAACAAAAAACACCCCCCCCCCAAUCACUUUCCCCGCGCAGGUCAAUCAAAAAUGCUUUCUUGAAACCUUUUUUCCUUUUUCAGGACCAAUCUUGACGGAGGAAGGAUUCCGGUUUGGUACAUCCUCGAAUUGAAUCCAAAAGGGACACACAAAUUUUUCCAUGUCCAUCUGUCCACUUGCCUGUUCAACAUACCUGCCUACCUGGGAUAGAGUAGUCUGGAUAGCUUUGGAAAUACAAUAAUGGUGAAAACGAGGAAAAAAAGACCCAAACCCCCCCCCACCCCCGAGAAGAAGAGAAAGAAAAGCGCAAAGUGAACGUGACACGAUAGACUGCGGUAGUAAGGAUAACAUUUCAAAGGGUCAAGUCCCUUGUCUUUUUCAUUUGUUUGCUCGAGCAUC